AGCAAUUGCUGCUCAAGAUCAAGGCACAUUGGUUUGACGCAGGGCGGGCAGGCUAACGUCCCCUACUGGGCAAAGUGCCGGUAUUAUCGCAGUGAUGCGCGUCAUUGAUUUAUCCCAGGUUGUCGUUAAAGCGGAGCUUCUUUGCAUUGUCGUCUGUUAUGCCCUGGCCACAUGCCGUUAUGCUCGAACAAUUUGGAUGAACUGUUGUGGUUUGGCAUUGAACGAUUUGCGAUUGUUCAGUUCGUGUGUUCGCAUUAUCAAAGGGUGCAAGGGCUUCUUUUGGCAGGGUAGUGGCGCGGAAUGCCAAAUUGAAGUGCACAAGCGAGCCGUCAGGGUUCAUAUUGCGCGUGCAUUUUGUGGUAUAGCUUCUGUGGCAAUUCUCGUGUACGUCCCGAUGUCGCAUUUCACUGCAGACGACCGCCAGCAUAUUGUGCCAGUGCGGGUGCAUGAAGCUUGGUGCGGAGUCAUAUGCGCAAUAGUUGCUGUGUCCCCACGACUGUCGACGUCACGGCUACUUCACGUCUCGUACGCUCUCAUUGCGUUUUCAAAUGUGGUAACAUUGUCACCAUUGUUGCAAACCGCGUCUAGCGUUGCUACCCUUCAUGGCCACAUCAUAUUUGAGUGUCUGGCCUUUAGCUUAUUGGACUUGUACCUUCCAGCGAACUUGAUAUUUGCAACUGUUUCCUAUUUGACCGCCGCGCUGACUUUUCUUGUUGGGGAUUCCAGUGGCAGUGCUGCCAUCGACCCGCAUACACUGGAAGAUUGUCUGUACGGUUGGUUCAGUGUUACUAUAUUGCUUUCGGUUGCAAACGCUGCUCUUUCCAAGGCGGUUGUUGUCCGUCUAGACGGCGAGUCAUUUAGGAACGAGCUGCGCGCCGCAAAGUCGAUCUUGGCAGGCACAUGUGACGCUGUGGUGGAACUUGAUGCAGAAUUGAGGCUAGCACAGCUCUCUCCGAAGCUCGCGGACCUGCUCAUGUUAAGCCCUGAGCGAGUCGCGGGUAACGCGAGCAUGUCGUCUCUCCUUGCCACGGAGGCCGACCGCGAGAAGUUCUCCCAAGAGGUAACCUCCAGUACGACACAUGAUGAGUUUUGCAAGGCCUUUCACGUGAGCAUGAAGGAUAGCCGUGGCAUCUCGGUACCAGUGGAGGCGUUCUGCGUGCGUUUCAACGGCGUCGGUGAUAAGGAAUCGUUUCUGCUUGGCUUCCGGGAGUUUGUAGACACGGUUUCGCCCAGGAGGGACCAGUUUGUUUCGCCUGGAUUGCCCAGUGCUGCGCUGACGAUCGAUGUCCAAAGCAGGCUGCAAUCGCAAGAGGACCAGAGCACAGAACGCAGCAAUUCCGAAGAUGGAUCGGGUCUGACGUCAGCUGUACCUGAGCUUGCCAUUUGGUUUGAUGUUGUGACGCCAGCGUUCACAAUGCUCUGCUGCACGAGUGCCUUGAAGUUGCUUGCUGGUAGUUCUUGGGCACAGAUCUGCAAGUUUGAGCAGAGUCUUCUGCAAUGCAUCCAGCCAGCAAUGCGAGAGGACUUUGAGUAUUGGGUUCGUUUCUGCGUCGACAAGUCAGAUAACAGUGCCAGUCAGGGAGAAGCUGCGCCGCUGGAAGUGGGAUCAGUUCGCUUCCGUUUCAGUGAGCAUCAUCAUCGUUUCCACCUCGCCAUCGAGAGCAACGUGACGCUAGUCCUGGCCCCGCAAGAUCGCGAGGAUUGGCCCGCCGGCCUGGGCGAGACGUCGCGCGUGGUGAAGAUCGUUCUCGAGAGGCCCAAGUGGAUCCAGGGGGGGCACUGGACCUCCACGAACGUCCACACGCCCCUGCCGAAUGACAUCUCCGUGCUGGCCGGCGCCCUGGAGUCGGACGGCUCCCUGGCGCCGCUUGGCCGGUCGGCGCGCUCGCACGUCGGCCGCCGUGGGCGGAGCGCCCGCGGCCGGCGAUCGGGGGGGAGCGCCGACGGCAGGCGCUCCCGGGACAGCGGCGAGCAGCGCCUCGGCCCUGGGGGCCACGGAGCCACUGGCCAGGGCGGCCCCGGUCGCAGCGCCAGCGGCUCCGCGGGAAGCGGGCGCGCCGGCCAGGCGGGCGCCCACAACAUCCUGGCCCUGUGAUCCGCAGCGCCGGCGCCGGGUGGCCGGGCAGGGCGCGGGCGGCGCAGCGCAGCAGGGAGCCCAGCUGCGCCAGCCCCGCGGCACGGCGAGCAGGCACCGCUGCCCCCACGGAGCCCGGCUUCCGGCAGGGCGCGCGGGGAGAGCGGUGCGCAGUCGGCACCCUCUGCGGGGGAAGCGAGCGCCAGUGCCAGAUCUUCAGCCGCUUGGGUUCAAGGGCCACUCCGUCUCGAGACUUCUCCAGGAGGGAAGGUUGGCGCGCUGGCUCACGGGUCAUCCGUCCGCGCGUUCACUCGUGCAUGCAGCGGCCCGGGCAUCGCGACUCCUGCGCGCCCUGAUCUACGUGCGCAUUGCUGCACAGACAGCGAGCGCAGCGCAACUCGGGGCAGAUAACAUGGUUGCUGGAGUUGUGAUUCGCCCUGGCCCCCGCAAGACUGGCUCGAAGUCCGCUCAGUCUGGAUUGCAAGGUUGGCAGUCUUUGCUCCACGUUGACGUCGCUACGAAGCCCAGCCCUUCGCUAUGUCAGGGAAGCCUGGCGACACCGAUCGGACCUCUACCGGGGAGCACCUCGGCGCUGCCUCCCGCGGCGCUCCUGGGGCGCCCCCGCGCCCCGGUGUUUUGGGGGGUGUCGAGGCCGCCCCGGUCUGCUCGAGAGAUUGCCAAAACAAAUCAGGGGUGGGCGGACUUCCUUGUCCUUGCCUUCGAUGCUGUGUGGCACUUCGUCGGAGGGUAGGCCCGACGUUGCCCCAUCAGCCAGAGCAGUACUGCUACUGAACCUCGCCUUGCCUUUGCGCAAAAAAGAAGUGAUAUCACAUCGCCUUCAAGGCCGGCUGGCUCGAAAGUCAUGGGGCGUUGCGUGAAGUUCAAGGGAGGGGUCAGUGAUAUGCCAGCACCAAGCUUGGCCAUGCCUUCCAUGGCCUUUCGCCAGCUGCCCCUGAG
Messenger RNA from Prorocentrum cordatum, 3031 nucleotides. NCBI's taxonomy places the organism in Eukaryota, Dinophyceae, Prorocentrales, Prorocentraceae. The record is from the annotation of a GenBank genome assembly.